GUUCUGAAAUUGUGAAUUUAUUGUUUCCCUUCUAAUUGAUGUCGAUUAAUGUAGAGUAGCUCCGAUGUAAAACAGCUUAGGGAUACCAUGCACGAGCAAUAUUGGUUUACAUUCCCCAGAUGCCGGUUUCGGUAUGUUUUGUGAAAUCUCGCCCCGGUAGUAUGCGGCGUUCUACUUUACCGGUUAACACAGCACCUGCCGGUCGGCAGCUGGUACUGUGCUAUUUAUUUAUUUGUGGAUUUAAAAGCGGUGCAGAAGAAUAAGAAAAUGAAUCACCGUACUUGUCGAUUUUCAACAAUUAUCACAGUCCAUUAGUAGUGCGUAGUAGUAAUCUAGUGUCGUAAACAUUGACAACAAAUUUAAUAUCAGAGUGAUAAAUGAAAAACUAAAUGUUUAAAUCUGGAAGGCGUCUCAGUGACUACAUAAAUCAAAAGAAAUUUAAAAAAAGUACAAAAUUUGAAAAGCAGAAACGAAAAUAACCUUCUUCAUAUCAGAGCAACAAGUCUAUUUGUUAGAUUAAAAUCUCCGCCCCCGGCGGGUGACAAAUAUCGUGGCAUGGCAUCGGUAAAGGAGACCGGCGUGUUCUUCAGCCAAGGCAGCUCGGCCCAGUUCGAGUACGUGCUCGGUCUGUACCCGCAGGUGCUUAAGCUGAAAGCCCAAAGCAAAUGCAAACGACCGGACGAUCUGAUCCAGCUGGACGACUGGUACCAGAGCAAGCUGCCCCAGCUGAUCAGGAAACGGGGCAAGGACCGGUAUGUCGUCCACGAGGAGCUCGUGAAGACGAUGAAGUGGAAGCAGACGCGCGGCAAAUUCUUCCCUCAGCUCUCGUACCUGAUCAAGGUGAACACACCGCGGGCGGUGCAGGCGGAAACGAGGAAAGCGUUCCGCAAACUUCCCAACCUCGAACAGGCGAUCACGGCUCUCUCUAAUCUGAAGGGCGUUGGGAUCACGAUGGCGUCCGCGCUGCUGGCUGCGGCCGCCCCCGAAACGGCACCCUUCAUGGCGGACGAGUGCCUGAUGGCUAUUCCGGAGAUCGAGGGCAUCGACUAUACGACGCGCGAGUACAUGAACUUCGUCAAGCACAUCCGCAUUACGACGGAUCGGUUGAACCGUGAAUGUCAUCCCGAUGAGCGACCGGAUGCUGCGUUAGAGGACGAAACCAAAGGGGAAGGAUCCGCUACAACUAGUAGUAGUAGUAGUAAUAGUAGUAGUGGUAUUGGUAGUAUUAAUGUUACCACACCAGCUUCGAAGGACAAGUCGACUGCUUCUGACGGAAAUGGAUCAUCGCAUGCGGCUGCCGAUGGUAGCGAGGAUGGUGAGGAUAGUAACAGCUCCAGGUCCAGUGACGGUUCCUCGGCGGAUGUCUCGCUCGUUAAAAACAAACCUGACCCCCCGAACGCAGCUUUGACGCCGCAAGAAAAGAAAUGGUCCCCGCAUCGGGUUGAGCUCGCGCUCUGGACGCACUACGUAGCGAAUGAACUGCAGCCGGAACUGCUGGAACACAUUCCGGAAAACGGCGAGAGUGGUAGUACGGUCACUGACAGCGAAGCGCUGACGAAGGCGUCAGCGACAUGUAGUACACACAGCGUUCACAACCACAAUGACACAGACUCGACCCAGUCAUCGGGUGGCACCAAUGGGAGACCAACGCUUGAGGAACGGGCUGACAAGAGCAAUGGUGACACCGACCAUGGCAAGGGUCGACUCGGUACCGACGAGCCUUCCAAGGACAACAAAAUCCUCGCCAACAUCGGUGACUGUACUGAGAAGGAGGAGAAUAGUCGGGAGAAGUCAAACCUGCAAGACACUGUCAGUAGCAGGCAGCACAGCCCACCACAGGAGCAUGUUGUGUCUUGUCCAGCAAAUAACAAUAGUAGUAGGACGGAUGGUGGAAGUGGUGAUUCGCCCAGCAAUCCAAAGCGAACGUUAGCGGAUGAUGAAGGAGAAGAAGAAGAAGAGGAAUCAGCAUCUCCAGCUUGUAAGAAAAGCAAAUUCGGUUAAAAACCACUGGUACAACCGGUUGGCUGUCUAGGAAUCCACGAGACAACAAUGUCAGCAAGCCUGCCACAAUGGUACAAUGGCAACACUCGAUACCUGUACAAUGGAGUCCCGUAGCACCGAGAAGUGUUUAGGGGCUCUUGACUAGCCGCUCUGUUUUACCAUGUUCCGUUUGACUAGGAAUAAAAGAAUUGUAUGGAAAGUAGGGUAUCCAGACCAUACUUGCAUGUUGUGAAAAUGCAAAUAGAAAUCAAACAUUGUAGAAUAUGAAUACGAAUUAGCCAACUGUUACAGCAUCACACUGACCAUUAGUUACGACACUGCUAUGAAUUAAGCUUAUCACUAUGCAUCCUAACCCUAAUUAUACAUUUAGUUAGAAUGGCCGAUAUUUUACUUUCGCAAAAUAGUUGAAAUCUCUUUUCAUUUUAUUUAAAUUUACUCGAGACAAUCGAAACAUUCGUGUUCAACAAUAGCGACGUACAUCCAAUUAUCACGAUACCUUAAUUUAUACGCAGUUAAGGUUGCCUAGCAGCUGAUUCAGAGUUAAACGUGAGAUGUUCAUGUUAUCUGAUCCACAAUCAGAAAAAAUAUGUAGAUAAUUACAUCUUUUUUGAGAAAAAAGAAAUACAAACAGAGUCAUUUUGUAGAACUGAUUCGAUACAAUAUUACAUUGUUUAUGCGAGUAGCAAGACAGUGCGAACAUAGUUGCAUUGUCCAAUAAUUAUUCAGUAAAACAUUUUAUUCCAUUAAGUACCGAGUGUCUGACAAUUGUCACAUACAAAACCUGCAAUAGUUUGGAAACAUAAAUGAAAUAUGUGAUUCGUUUUCUUUUCUCUAUGCAUAACAUAACUCUCUAUGCAUAGUCGUCACUGUUCGUAACAUAAAGCUUUUUCAUGAAAAUUAUCUCUUUUAAAUAAAACUGAAACAUAAUUUAUUUUCUUCAUUCGUUGUAGUGAAUAAAUAUUUAACCAUAUGGAAAUUGUAAAUUAAUCCUAGUAUCUUGCUUUCAUAAAAACAUUUAAUUGACGCUAACAUUAAAAGCACACCAAUGAUGCAGUAAAUGAGUUAGCAUGAAUAACGCAAAGUAACAAAUUUGAAUCUAAUAAAACACAACUCAAUCCCCAACAUCUAGAUACAACCAUCGCUGACAAUAGUGAGGGUUUUUUUUCAAUAAGUAGCUACAACAUCUGUUGACACGACAUAACUAGAAUGCAAAAGAUGCGGAAGCAUACUAAACAGACAUUCGAAUAUCACAAACAGCCUUCAAAGAUAACUAUGCGGUAUUAUGCAUCGCCAGUCAUAGAGACUUACAAAUUGUCAACAGUUUAUUUCAAUCCUUUACAAAGAUCCACAAACAAGAGUACUAGGUAUAAGCAAAUCGUGAAA
Messenger RNA from Anopheles darlingi, 3384 nucleotides. RefSeq lists its product as uncharacterized. The transcript is spliced from 3 exons. Bases 556 to 2001 code for a protein of 481 amino acids. Lineage: Eukaryota; Metazoa; Arthropoda; Insecta; Diptera; Culicidae. The record is from RefSeq and is a predicted model, not a curated record.